AUGCAGAAAGUUCAGAGUCUAGAUCAACUGUUGCCGAGUACUUUGCUUUUGUUCCUUCUCUUCCCAUUUUGCAGAUCCUUAGGCACCAUAGGACCAAACCAGUAUGUCAAGGAUGGGGACACCAUAGUAUCUAAAGAAAUAAAGUUUGAGUUAGGCUUCUUCAGCCCAGGAAACUCUAGUUACCGGUAUGUUGGAAUUUGGUACGCUAAAGUACCUCAAAAACCAGUGGUAUGGGUGGCAAACAGAGAGAAGCCAAUUACUGAUUCUUCUGGUGUACUCAAAAUAAACAGGAAUGGAAGCCUGGUACUUUUUGCUGACAAUAAGGAGAACUUGGUAAUAUGGUCAACAAAGAUAUCAGGCAAAACCAAUAGUAGUAGUACUUCAGUUCAGCUUUUGGAUACAGGAAACUUGGUUUUGGUCCAAGGUGAAAAUAGAGAAGAUGUAUUAUGGCAAAGCUUUGAUUAUCCUACAGAUACUAUGCUUCCAGGAAUGAAACUUGGGUUAAAUCGGGAGGUCCAGCUGAACAGCUUCUUAACAUCCUGGAAGUCACAAGAUGACCCAGGAACUGGGGACUUUUCAUAUAGGCUAAACACUACUGGCUCUCCAGAAUUCUUUUUGUACAAUGGUUCAACUCGGUAUUGGCGAAGUGGUUCAUGGCCAUGGCGAAAUAUAUCAGUCUCCACAAGUCACUCAAAUCCUUUCAUUUUUGUCAAUAAUCAAGUUGAUGUUGAAGGAAUAUCGAUUUAGUGUGCCUUAUCAAACUAGGAGUAGCAAUAGGAGAGAAUGUUCUAGAUUUCCCAAUCCUACACGGAUUGGUAUUCCUUGUAACAUUAGAACUAGUACUUUGUAAUCCCUAUAUAUAGGGCUCCUAUUCUCAAUAAUAAUAUACACAUCUCUCUCCACAAUUCU
Messenger RNA from Rosa rugosa (rugosa rose), 909 nucleotides. RefSeq names its product G-type lectin S-receptor-like serine/threonine-protein kinase At4g27290. NCBI's taxonomy places the organism in Eukaryota, Viridiplantae, Streptophyta, Magnoliopsida, Rosales, Rosaceae. The transcript is spliced from 2 exons. The coding region runs from base 1 to 747 and encodes 248 amino acids. The record is from RefSeq and is a predicted model, not a curated record.